Osmia bicornis bicornis is the source of this 3585-nucleotide messenger RNA. It is a transcript of the gene eIF5B, whose product is annotated as eukaryotic translation initiation factor 5B. Bases 280 to 3423 code for a protein of 1047 amino acids. The record is from RefSeq and is a predicted model, not a curated record. The transcript has 16 exons. Gene Ontology annotation, molecular function: translation initiation factor activity; GTPase activity; GTP binding. Lineage: Eukaryota; Metazoa; Arthropoda; Insecta; Hymenoptera; Megachilidae.
UAUUAAUUUAUCGUACAUUAGAAAUUAUUCUUAAUUUUCAUGCGAUGUGUAUCUUAAACAAUUGCAAUAAUACAUGGUUUAGUAAUGCACAUAGUCGUGCAGGCCGGGUUAAAGGUGCAGGUAGAGGUUUGGGUGAUCUCAUGAGUUAUUUGUAAUCAUUUCAAGUUCUCCUGUAGAUAUUUGAACGUGCAAUUGAGUCUUUUUGUAAAGACAAUUUUAUAAGUAAAGCUCUAAGAAAAUUGUGGACGUGUACAGAGAAAAUCUUAAAAGUAGAUCAAGAUGCAGGAAUCUCAACCGAAGAAAGGCAAGAAAGCCAGAAGAAAGCGCAAUGAUAGUGAUGAAGAUAUUGAAAAGGUCUUGGCUGAAUUGGAAUUGGAAUACACUGGACAAAAGAAGGAAGAGGAAACUGUUGCACCAGUUGAACAAAAACCUGAGGAUGAGGAGAAAAAGAAAAAAGGAAAAAAGGAUAAGAAGAAGGAUAAGGGGGACAUUUUUGAAAUUAAACAAGAAUUGAAGAGUGGUAUACUUCUUGAAGAUGAAGAUAUUGAUGAUGAGAUGGAAAUGAGUACUGUAAAAACUGCAGCACAGAAGAAAAAAGAGAAGAAAGAAAGAGAAAGACAGAAGAAGCUUGCCCAAAAGAAAGUAGAAGUUACUAAGAAGACCGAAAAUGAAGAAGAAAAGAAUGAAGUUGCCCCUGAAAACCAAACUAAGAAAGAACCAUCAGCAAAAGUUCCUGAAGCAAAGGAAGCAGUAGAUGCUGCUGUAUCUGCUGAGGGUGAAGAGGGGAAAAAGAAGAAAAAGAAGGCAGUGAAAGAUGAGACAAAAGAGAAAGAAAAAGAUAAAGGCAAAGGUCCUGGGAAGAAAACUAUUGCUGCAAUGCAAGAGGCUUUAAAGAAAUUAAAGGAAGAAGAGGAGAGAUUAAAAAAGGAGGAAGAGGAAAGAAUGAAACAAGAGGAAUUGAGAGAACAAGCUCGUUUGGAACAAGUUAGGCUUGAACAGGAGCGUAAGGAAAAGAAAAAACUGAAAGAAAAACAACGAAAGGAACGAUUAAAAGCAGAAGGAAAGCUUUUAACAACCAAACAGAAACAAGAUAGGGCGAGAGCGCAAGCUAUGAUUAAUGCGCUUAAGGCUCAAGGUUUAGAAUUACCGGAUGUAGGAGAAAAGAAACCUAGAGCAGGGACUCGUAUAAGACCAAAUAAGAUGAAACAACAGGUGAGCAUCGACGAGAAAGAUGAUGAGAAAACUGAAGAAGGCAUAACAGAUACGGACAGAGUCGAGGUAGAAAUUGUAGAUCAACAACCCAAAGAAUCCGAAGAAAAGAAAGACGAUGUUAAAGAUUCAUGGGACGCGGAAAGUAGCGACGAUGAGCAAGAAGAAGAUAAAUCGGACGAGGCACCAAAAACUCCUAAUAAGAUUAAAGGAACUAUUCUUCCACUUGGUAAAGCAAAACAAGCCCAAACCAGAAAAGAAUCCUCCGAAAGUGAAUCGGAGAGUGAAACCGGUAGCGAAUCGGAAUCAGAUGAAAGUGAAGACGAUAGUGGAGUAGAAGACAAAGUAUCGGACGCGGCAAAGAAGAAGGAAAGAAUUAGGGAACGAAUACAGCUUCGAAGGAUAGAAGCGGAAAAGAAAAAAUCGUUAGAUAAUCUCAGAGCCUCGGUGGUAUGCGUUUUAGGUCACGUCGAUACCGGAAAAACAAAGAUUCUUGACAAAUUAAGAAGAACGAAUGUACAGGACGGUGAAGCGGGCGGUAUUACUCAACAAAUUGGUGCAACAAACGUACCGAUCGAUGCCAUUCGAGAAUCAACGAAACAUGUCAAAGGGUACGCUGACAAGAAAUUUAAAAUACCUGGACUGUUGAUUAUAGAUACUCCUGGGCACGAAUCUUUCAGUAACUUAAGAAACCGAGGAUCAUCUCUUUGUGAUAUAGCGAUAUUAGUAGUAGACAUUAUGCAUGGUUUAGAACCGCAAACCAUCGAGAGUAUUAAUUUGCUAAAGCAGAAGAAAUGUCCUUUCAUCGUAGCUUUAAAUAAAAUCGAUAGAUUAUACGAUUGGCAAACUAUGAGUCGGAAGGAUGUUCAAGAUAUCGUAAAGACUCAAGCUAUAAAUACGCAGCGAGAAUUUGAGAAACGUUCGAAAGAUGUGAUUGUACAGUUUGCCGAACAAGGCCUGAAUGCUGCGUUAUUUUAUGAAAAUCCAGAUCCUAAAACUUACGUUUCCCUUGUACCUACUAGUGCGAUUACGGGUGAGGGUAUGGGUAAUCUAUUGUCGUUGAUAGUCGAUGCUUGUCAGGGUCCACUAGCCAAGAGACUCAUGUACAGCGAAGAGCUUCAAGCGACAGUUUUAGAAGUGAAAGCAUUACCAGGUCUUGGAACUACAAUAGAUUGUAUUCUAGUCAAUGGAAUGUUGAGAGAAGGUGACACGAUGAUAGUAGCGGGCACCGAUGGUCCUAUAGUGACUCAGAUACGUUCUCUUCUCAUGCCACAACCGUUGAAAGAAUUGAGAGUUAAAAAUGCCUAUAUAGAACAUCGUGAAAUCAGAGCUGCCCAAGGAGUGAAAAUCGCUGCGAAAGAUUUAGAGAAAGCAAUUGCAGGAUUGAAUCUCCAAGUGGCUCAAAAACCGGACGAAGUGGAGGUAUUAAAAGAAGAAAUUGCGAAAGAAUUAUCCACCGCCCUCAGGAAUAUUCGACUCGCAGAACGAGGGGUUUACGUGCAAGCAUCAACUUUAGGUGCACUCGAAGCGUUGUUGGACUUCCUGAAAAGUAGCAAAAUACCGUACGCUGGAAUUCGUAUCGGUCCUGUUGUCAAAAAGGACGUUAUGAAAGCUUCUAUCAUGUUGGAACACGACAGUCAAUAUGCUACGAUCCUAGCAUUUGAUGUGAAGAUCGAAAGAGACGCACAAGAAUUAGCCGAUUCGCUCGGAGUGAAGAUCUUCCAGGCAGACAUCAUUUACCACCUCUUCGACAAGUUUACCGCUUAUAGAGAGGAGCUGAAGCAACGUAAACGGAACGAAAACAAGCAUAUCGCCGUGUUUCCCUGUAAACUUCGUAUAUUACCACAGCACAUCUACAAUUCUCGAGAUCCAAUCGUCAUGGGUGUAAUGGUCGAGGCUGGAAUCGUCAAAGAAGGAACACCAAUUUGUGUGCCCAGUAAAGACUUUAUAGAUCUGGGCAUGGUCACGAGCAUAGAGUACGAUCACAAGACUGUGGAAUCGGCGAGAAAGGGUCAGGAAGUUUGCGUGAAGAUUGAACCGAUACCCGGAGAGGCACCCAAGAUGUACGGUCGUCACUUCGACGAGAAAGAUUUCAUCGUUAGCAAGAUAAGCAGACAGAGUAUAGACGCGUGCAAAGAGUACUUUAGAGACGAUUUGGUGAAAACAGACUGGCAGUUGAUGGUGGAAUUGAAGAAACUGUUCCAGAUACUCUAGGAGUUGCUAGACACGAUGGAAGUAUUCAGAGUAAAUCGGCGGCUCGAGUGUCUGGCGAUCGAGGCGAGACCUGCGAUCAGUAAACUCACCAACCUCAUCGAAUCUGAUCGUUGUCGAUCGUUCAAUCAAUUUGUAAUAUAUGCCCAAGUUUUUGAUCUUUCA